This is a messenger RNA of Polychytrium aggregatum, 5419 nucleotides long. Its product is annotated as inositol hexakisphosphate-domain-containing protein. NCBI's taxonomy places the organism in Eukaryota, Fungi, Chytridiomycota, Chytridiomycetes, Polychytriales. The transcript is spliced from 18 exons. The record is from RefSeq and is a predicted model, not a curated record. The coding region runs from base 396 to 5099 and encodes 1567 amino acids.
UGAUACUCAUACUCAUGAGAAGCAAAUGGAGCGCUGUGCCAAUAUGGUGAAAACGGCCUUCACCCGGAGGUCGCCAAAGUGGUUCCUCUUGCAGCUUUUGAAGACCGCGGGCUGUCCUCCGGCCCACAAUCUCUCUCUUCGACCCACAAUCUCUCUUCGACCCACAAUCUCUCCAGUCUCCACAAUCUCUCCAGUCUCCACAGUCGCCCCGCACAGCGAUCAUGUUGCGCGCCAGGUUGACGUCGCGAUUCCACACGGUAUGGCAGCUGUGAUUCUUGGGUCAUUCGGUUUGCAUCCCUGCUCCGGCGGCGACUUGUGGUCCUGGACGCACUGAAGAUGGAGGCCGUCUCUCCUGGGCUGUGGAUGAUCGCACAGUAUCGCAAGGCAGCGAUCCAAUGGCCUGCCCGUCCCAUUGUGGGGGCAGCCAAAGCGCAAGCACAAGCCGCCCGCAUUGUCUGGGUGGCUUUGCCUGCAUCUUGUCGGAUCACCCCGGUCUGCAUCUUGCCGGAUCAUCUUGGGCUGCGUUGCUGUCGUCCACACCUCGUCCGUCUGCCUGGGAACCCAACACAUCCCGCUGCCCCGGCUGCCUGUCGACCGAUCCGUUCGCCCGCAAGCAUCCAACCCUUGUGUGCCUCUUCCUCCAGUGGCCCGCCCUUGGAGCAUCAAUCCGCAAACCCAUGUCCGAGCGCGCUGAUGCCAAACCCCCGCCUCCUGGUCUUGCCCAGGCGAGCUCACAAGCCCCGCAGCCCUCCGUCUUGAGCAGUUCACCAAGGCGAAGAUCGGUUCCUCGGAAUACCUUCAAUGGCCUGUCCAGUGACCCGACUCCGUCGGCUAUCCAGCUUGUCGGCUCGGCGACCGUCCCGGGCAGUCCUGCGAGCGUCCCACCCGUUCGAGAGCGUCGGUCCUUUUCGCAUUCUCCUGCCGACCGUGCUGCGGCUGAUGGAUAUCUGCAGCAUGGCCACGAAGACCAUGUGCAUGAUCACAUCCAUCACCAUCAACACCAUCAUCACCAUCAUCACCGGCACCACACGCCGUCUCCCGCCCCGCAUCCGCAUCCGCACACCCAUGCAGCGAGCGCAUCGAUUGACAGCCUUGUCUCUGGAAACCGCAGCCGUGCGCAAUCUGUCAUUUCCAAGCUUGGCUCCCGGCUUAGUCUGCGUCACCCGAGAGAGAUCCUGGCCUCAGCCGAUACGGUUGUGCGCUUACGGAACGGCUCUGUCCUGAGUCGCGGCACGCUGUUGAAGAGCGACCACUUCGAUACAGGCUUCCAUACCCGCAUCGACUUCUACCUCCACGGAGCCCCCAACUUCCGCAUGGCCGACAUGAACAUCUUUGGUGUGGCUCAACCCAAGAUCUCGGGCAUCUCUACGGUCCUGCGUCUGUUGAGCUGCUACCCCGGAACGCCCGAGUCCACCCCUUGCAUCUGGUUCUCGACCCGAGAGGAGCCCAUGAUCUAUAUCAAUCAGAGCCCCUUUGUCCUGCGGGAGUGUGAUAAUCCGAUGCGUAACGUGCGCACUUACCAGGGUAUCAGCGCCAGCCGGCUUGAGAAUAUGGAAGAGCGUCUCAAGGAAGAUAUUCUCGCCGAAGCGGCUCGCUCAAACGGUCUCAUUCUCGUCCACGACGAAAUCCACACGGGCAAGAUUGUUCCCACCUGGAUGUCGGUGGAUUCCGUACAAACGCUCAGGGAAGUCUUCCAGUCGUUUGUAGCCGAAGGCUACCCCGUCAAGUUCUUGCGCAUCCCCGUAAGCUCUGACCAGGCUCCCGAGGACCAGUAUAUUGACGAAUACGUCAAUGUCAUCAAGAGCGCCAGCAUCAACGACUCGUUGGUCUUCAACUGCGGCAUGGGUGUUGGUCGAACAACGUUUGCCAUGGUUGUCGCAAUGCUGAUCCGACGAGCUCAAAUCAUGGCCAAGGGCCUGGAUGAUCCUGUACCUAUCAAUUACUUCCACUUGAACGAAGGCUCGCAGUCCGAGCUGUGGAACAUGGAGGAAAACGAGGUGCAGAACCGCGCUUUGCUGAAGCUGGUUCAGGUUCUGGAGAUCAGUCUUGGCGGGAAGGUUAAAAAUCGGUCUGCUAUCGAGUGGGCUCUUGCUCGCGGCCCGCUGAUCGAUGAUCUCAAGAACGCCAUCAUGGGCAAUUAUCAGUGCAUUCUACAGCUCUGCAGUGUGCUCCAGGACGGAAAUGACAGCAAGAAGCUCCUGGAUGCCAUUAUCGACAGAUGCGACAUCAUGAUCAACUUACGCGAGGCGAUAUUGAUGCAUCGCAUUCGAUACUCCAAUAUCGGCGACGAGGUCUCGCUCGAGAAAUCGCUGGGAUGCCUCGAAAAGUACUUCUUCCUGCUCGCGUUCUGCUCGUAUGUCAAUGAGUCUUGCUCCGGCGAGCUGAGCUCCUUCGGCAGCUGGCUUAAGGAUCGACCAGAAAUAUGGCGGAUGCUCCAGAAUAUCCGCCACCGCGGGCCUCGGCUCUACCUCUUCCGCCCUGUCGAAGAUCUGUCCGUCUUUGCCGAGGAAAAGGACACGCUCAUGGGAUGGGGCCAGGGUCCUGCGCGCAAGAACAUAAACGAACUCGAAACCUACGUCAUCAAGUCGCGCCAAGGCAUCGUCUUGGUGCCGCAUACCAUUCUCAAGGUCGACUUUUGGUCGGCCAAGGCGUCUCUGCAAGUCGAAAUUGAGGGGGCGUCCAAUUUCAGAAAAAUACCAGGAUUGAGUAUCUAUGGCGUUGCCCAGCCCACCCUCAAAGGAAUCCGGAACGUAAUCAACGAACUAACCAAGGAGCAUCCACCCGACACCGUGGUCUACUGGAUCAAUCUCCGAGAGGAGCCGCUGAUAUACAUCAACGGCACGCCCUAUGUGCUCCGCGACCAGUACUUUACUUUGCGCAACAUCAAGUCCUAUGCUGGAAUCACGUCCACGCGCCUGGAGUUGAUUGAAGACCGACUCAAGGAGGACGUUGCGUUCGAGCUCUCGAAUUACGACAGUCGGAUUCUCCUCCAUCGAGAAAUCAGCGACAGCAAAGUAACGGGUAUAUGGGAGGACUGCACCAUGGAGCAUGUUCUCACGAUCCGGGAAAUCAUGGGUCAACUCAACAAUGACGGCGCUCUCAAGAUAUCGUACUACCGCGUCCCGACUACGGCCGAGGCGCCGCCCGAUGAAGAAGACUUUGACACGCUGCUGGGGAUCCUUGCAGCUGCCAACUUGAAGAGCACGGCCAUUGUCCUAAACUGCCAAAUCGGAAUGGGUCGCUCAACCGUAGGAACAGUCCUGGUCUCGGUGUUGACGCAUUGGCUCAACGGAACGACUCCAGUGCCCAGUCCUCAGCAGCGGCCGCGACUCAACUAUCAGAUCAUCCACUCGCUCCUCCGUGUGAUUCGUAAUGGCCUUGAGUGCAAAGCGGUUGUCGAUAACAUCGUUGACAACUGCGGCGCAUGCCUGAACAUGCGCGAUUCAAUCGAAUCAUGGCGGCUCAAGGCCGAGAGCGCUGACAGCGAGGAGCAGCGCCGUCAGGCCGUGCGGAAGGGUCUGAACAACCUCAAGCGCUACUUCAUGAUGAUAGUCUUCCAGAGCUACCUGGACCAGCACUCGCCGGACAUGAAGGACCGGCUGGAGGGCUUCAGUCAGUGGCUUUCGCGGCAUCCAGAGUUCAAAACCAUGCGCGAAGAGCUUCAUAAUGCCGACGAGAAGUGCCUCAUGCCAGUCGAGAAACUCGAGCCCGGCGAUGGAAUUGCCUUGACCAAUGAGGUCAUGGAGGUCGUCAACCAGCGCAAUGGAAGCGUUCUGGCGCAACACACAAUCCUCAAGUACGACAUGUUCCCGGGUGCUCAGAAGCUGUCGCUGACUGAGCGCAUUGAAGGCGCCCCCAACUAUCGAAGAGUGCCCCUUUCUUCAUUUGAGACGUGGCGAGUCGGCCCGCUCAGUCAGCACUCGCUCUCGUCAAAGAGCUCGUCGCUCUUAGACUCCUCCUCAGAAGCCCAUCUGUUAUCGGACUAUCCCUCGGUGUAUGGCAUCGGCAUGCCUACCAAGGACGCCAUCCGCAGUGUGCUGGCCAAAGUUGGCGCCGGCCCCGAUGGCGAGCGGAGACUCCUUUGGACCAGUUUGCGUGAAGAACCCGUCAUCUAUGUGAACGGGCGUCCCUAUGUCUUGCGGCUGUUCCAGGACCCGCUCAAGAAUCUUGAGGCAACUGGAAUAGCGCGCGAGCGUGUCGAGAGAAUGGAAAUGCGCAUGAAAUUCGACAUCAUUAGUGAGCUUCGCAAGUACCAGGGCCGCCUGCUGCUUCAUGAAGAAGAGAUGCUCAAGGACGGACUCUCGAUUGUUCCUAUCUGGGAAAGCGUUCGCGAGGAAGAUGUCCAGACACCGCUGGAAAUCUACAAAUCAAUCCAGGAAGAAGGAUACCGCGUCGACUAUUUAAGAAUUCCGAUCACGGAUGAGCAGGCCCCGAUUCCGGAUGUUUUCAACCAACUGGUGGACCGCGUCCUGAAAGUCGACACGGCAUGCGACAAGAUGUUCAACUGUCAGAUGGGCCGAGGCAGAACAACCACGGGCAUGGUGAUUACAUGCAUCAUGGAAAUGGUGGUGGGCAAUCCCGCGCUGAUCGAAAGCCAGCAUACGCUCGAUGCAUCCGACGAGCCCGAGCUCUUGGCCGGAGAAGCGGACAACCGCACCCGGUACCAGAAGGGUGAAUAUCGGGUGAUUCUCCAGCUCAUCCAAGUGCUCCAGUAUGGCAAACUGGCCAAGAAGGUCACCGAUCAAGCCAUCGACACCUGCGAGCACCUCCAAAAUCUGCGCAUAGCCAUCUUCGAUUACAAGCUGCGGGUGGAGGCGAUCGAAGUCGGAACCAAGAAGCACUCGUCGCUGAUGAGUGUGGCGCUGAACUAUCUGAUUCGAUACUUUUAUCUGAUUGUGUUUGCGGACUAUUUACUCGAGGAAAUGUCGACCCACCAGUGGGGAAGUGCCUGGAGACGGCGCAUACGAUCCCACAAGGAGCCGACUGCACCGGAGCACGAGCACAGACCGCUCCAGCCCAAGAAAAUGUUUAGCGAAUGGCUCAAAGACCGACGGGAGAUUGCGAAUAUCGUGAGCCAGGCCAACCAAUCGCUCGACUGAUGAAAUGGCUGCCCCGCCAUCGAGUAGUUUGCCUGCCGACGCUGUCCCUUGGCGGGACGCAAUGGUAUCCGGGGUCAUUCGUCUCGAAUCAGUGUCCCCGUCUGUUUGGUGGAUGGAAUGUACCAGUCGAUGCCAGAGGUGGAGCACUUUGCUCCGUUUUGAGCAACCUGCAACGAAUGAGCUGCCCUCAAUCCGACCUGUUCUGGGCCAGAGCUGUCGUUAAUUUCUGGGCCUGAAUACACGCUUAUCCAUCGCCUUUCAUGACCAAACAGCAUGUCCAAGCAGACCGGGGCGGAGCGACUCGAGGAGAUCGAUGGUCU